Messenger RNA from Triticum dicoccoides, 1675 nucleotides. RefSeq names its product rust resistance kinase Lr10-like. NCBI's taxonomy places the organism in Eukaryota, Viridiplantae, Streptophyta, Magnoliopsida, Poales, Poaceae. Gene Ontology annotation, molecular function: protein kinase activity; ATP binding. The record is from RefSeq and is a predicted model, not a curated record. The coding region runs from base 8 to 1675 and encodes 555 amino acids. The transcript is spliced from 3 exons. Gene Ontology annotation, biological process: protein phosphorylation.
CCUGGACAUGAGCAGCAGCUGCCCUCUUCCUCGCUGGGACCAGCGUCCCUACCUAAAUGGUCUCCACUGGCCCGACGGCCUCAGCGAAUUGAUCCCCUCCCUCAGGGUUACAUGGGCCAACUUUGUGAAUUGUUCACAGCCGACCACCAACACUAGUGACUACAGACCGGUGGAUUGUCUGAGCACCGGCACUUCUUUCGUCUAUGUGCUGAUCGACUCUUAUCAUGUUGAGAAGCUUAAGCCUUCUUGCGGGUACUUGGCCAUGGCUGCUUUGGGUGAUCAGAGCAUGCGAUAUGAUAACGCAAGCCACGAAACUUUGGUACGGUCCCUCAGAGGAGGAUUUCCUGUUUUCUUUCCUUUUUACGGGCCUGGGAGCUUCACGGGCUGCCUGAAGGAUCUGAUUGUCCCAGACCCUGGAGAGUCGGUGGCUCAUCUUCUCAUACAUUGGCUUAUGGUCAUUCUUACGGUUGAUUCUCAAAUCCUGUAUUGUGCAUUUGGAGCAGAUAAUUUGCGUUCCACUGAACACCUUCACUCAGUACGCUCUGCGAUAGUAUUCUCCCCGUCAAUAUUGAAGUUCAUUGCUGGAGUAUGCAGGUUCGUGAUUGCUCCCCUGGUGGUACUGUUCUUCCUGGCCCACAAAUAUUGGAAAACAAGGAUCACAAUCGACGCAGUCGAGAAGUUCCUACAAAUGCAGCAAAUGAUCGGCCCGGUAAGGUAUGCCUACACAGAUAUUGUUGCGGUCACAAGACAUUUCAGAGACAAGCUGGGUCAGGGAGGCUAUGGCUCCGUUUACAAGGGCAUUCUGCUCCCAGGCGAUGUUCAUGUGGCCAUCAAGAUGCUGGAUGGUAAAUCCUGCUGCGAUGGAGAAGAUUUCAUCAGUGAGGUCUCCACCAUUGGCAGGAUCCACCACGUUAAUGUGGUCCGUCUGGUCGGGUUCUGCUCGGAAGAAAUGAGGAGGGCGCUAGUCUACGAGUAUAUGCCCCAUGGUUCUCUUGAUAAGUACAUCUUCUCGGUCGAGAAGAGUUUCUCCUGGGACAAGCUCAAUGAAAUUGCCUUGGGCAUUGCUAGAGGGAUUAACUACCUGCAUCAAGGAUGCGACAUGCAGAUUCUACACUUUGAUAUCAAGCCGCACAACAUCCUUCUUGACACCAAUUUUGUCCCAAAAAUUGCUGAUUUUGGCCUUGCCAAGCUAUACCCAAGGGACAACAGUUUUGUGCCGUUGAGCGCCCUACGGGGAACAAUCGGAUACAUAGCUCCUGAGAUGAUAUCCCGAAGCUUUGGCGUCAUAUCCAGCAAGUCUGAUGUUUACAGCUUCGGGAUGCUGCUGUUGGAGAUGGCUGGAGGACGCAGGAACGCAGACCCGAAUGCGGCAAACUCAAGCCAGGCAUUCUACCCAUCGUGGGUGUAUGACCGGCUAACUAAACAUGAACCGGGUGAGAUAUCUGCUGAGAUGCAUGAAUUGGAGAGGAAGCUGUGCCUUGUUGGUCUGUGUUGCAUCCAGAUGAAGUCCCACGAUCGGCCAGAGAUGAGCGAAGUCAUAGAGAUGCUCGAAGGGAGCGUUGAUAGCGUGCAGGUGCCUUCAAGGCCAUUCUUCUGUGACGAUGAGCACAGCCCUGUAGUGGAGCCUUACCAUUUCCUCUCUGAGCUGACUACCAUUUCGGAGGAGGGCGAGUGA